AUGGAGAAUUUGCAAGCAUUCUCUGUGUUCAAAGUUUCCAUUUUCGUUCUUGUUUUUUCAAUAUGUUUUGCCUCUCCAUCUUUGGCUGCAGAUGCACCUCCAGUCUCCAAGGAAGCCAUUUGCAAAUUCACCCCAGACCCUUCAUUUUGUAACUAUGUCCUCCCUAACCAGACCUCAAAUGUGUAUGAAUUUUGGCGCUAUGCUGCCCAAAAGUCCUUAUCACAGUCUCGUAAAUUCCUAAACUUGGUGGACAAGUAUCUCAAACUCCACUCCACCCUCUCCAAAACCGCAGUCCUUGCACUCCAGGAUUGCCAGUUCCUUGCAGGUCUUAACAUAGAUUUUCUAGCAAGCUCCCUGGAAACCCUCAACACCACCAAAUAUCAAACACUUUCUAGCUUGAAAGCCGACGACGUCCAAACCUUGCUCAGUGCUAUCUUAACCAACCAGCAAACCUGUUUGGAUGGCAUACAAGCCACUGCUUCAUCUUGGAGUGUAAAACGCGGUCUUUCGGUUCCACUCUCAAACGACACAAGCCUGUACAGUGUGUCUCUUGCUCUGUUCACCAAGGCCUGGGUGACUAAGACUAAGAAGAAGGGGAGAAAACUGCUUGAUCAAACCGAUCAGCAGAUCAUCGAUACUAAUGACGUUUUGGUGAGGGACAAGGUGACUGUGAGUCAGGAUGGAAGUGGAAACUUCACCACCAUAAGCGACGCGGUUGAGGCCGCUCCUAACAACUCAGCACCUUCUAAAGGUUACUUCUUGAUUUACAUCAAGGCAGGAGUUUAUGAAGAGUAUGUGACCAUCGACAAGAAAAAGAAGUACCUCAUGAUGAUUGGCGAUGGCAUCAAUCAGACUGUCGUCACAGGCAACCGAAGUGUUAAAGGUGGCAACUGGACAACUUUCAGAUCAGCAACAUUUGCUGUAGUUGGACAAGGGUUUGUGGCUGUGAACAUGACCUUUCGCAACACUGCGGGGGCAGAGAAUGGCCAAGCCGUCGCAGUUCGAAACGGGGCUGACCUCUCCACAUUCUACAGGUGCAGCUUUGAAGGGUACCAAGACACCUUAUACACACAUAAUCAGAGGCAAUUCUACAGAGAAUGUGACAUCUACGGGACUGUGGACUUCAUAUUUGGAAAUGCUGCAGUUGUUUUCCAAAACUGCAACAUGUAUCCCAGGCUGCCAAUGAGCAAGCAAUUCAAUGCAAUCACAGCUCAAGGCCGAACCGACCCGAAUCAAAACACGGGGAUUUCGAUUCAUAACUGUACCAUAAGAGCUGCCGAUGAUUUGGCUUCGGGCGACGGCAGCACCAAGACCUAUCUGGGAAGGCCAUGGAAGGCGUAUUCUAGGACAGUUUACAUGCAAUCCUUCGUGGAUAGUCUGAUAGAUGAGGAAGGUUGGCAUGAAUGGGAUGGAAAUUUCGCUCUGAAAACAUUGGAUUAUGAGGAGUAUGACAACACUGGGCCUGGAUCAGUGACUACAGGCAGAGUUUCAUGGGAUGGUUACCAUGUGAUCAAGGCUAGCGAUGCCUCAAAUUUUACAGUGUCCAAUUUCUUGCUGGGGGAUGACUGGCUGCCUCAAACUGGAGUGCCAUUUUCUGGUGGCUUAUACUAA
Molecule: messenger RNA, 1611 nt
Organism: Prunus armeniaca (apricot)
Lineage: Eukaryota; Viridiplantae; Streptophyta; Magnoliopsida; Rosales; Rosaceae
Source: the annotation of a GenBank genome assembly